AUGUUUGCCGCACCGCCACGGCCGUUGGCCCGCUUCGUCUUCCGGCGCGGCUCGUGGCAACCACCCUCGCCUCGAGCCUUGCUGUCUACUAUCCCGACUUCCAUUGCCGGCUUCCUUGAAUGGCAGAAUUCCGAUGCUGCCGAUGUGGUGCGGGUCAAUGGCUUUGUUCGAUCUGUUCGCGCCCAGAAAAAGCACCAUUUUGUCUCAUUGGGUGACGGUAGUUCUCUCAAAUCUUUACAGGCCGUCGUGCCUGCUGACCAGGCUGAAGGUCUGACCAUCGGAGCAGCCGUCCGACUACACGGGUGUUGGGUCCCGUCCCAAGGCUCUGGGCAGAGCCAUGAGCUGCAAGUCCUGCGCGCAGACGUCUUAGGACCCUCAGAUGCGAAGACAUUUCCAUUACAGAAGAAAUAUCAAACACCCGAGUACUUGAGAACAAUGCCUCACAUGAGGGCUAGGAUACCGCACAACUCUGCCCUGCUACGCUUUCGCUCAGAGACCAUCUCCACCCUUACACAGUUCUUCAAUGAUCGCCAGUUCAUUCAAACCCAUACGCCCAUACUUACAUCAUCCGACUGUGAGGGGGCAGGCGAGGUCUUCCACGUAACCGCCGGUGACGAAAGGCAGCAAGAGGCUGGUGAUACUGCCAAAACCUUCUUUCGCCGUGCAGUUUAUACGACUGUGUCAGCCCAACUUCACUUGGAAGCUUUAGCCCAGGGUCUUGGCAAUGUGUGGACACUCUCUCCAACUUUCAGAGCCGAACAGAGCGAUACCCCCCGGCAUCUGAGCGAGUUCUACAUGCUAGAAGCAGAAAUGAGUUUUACCGACAACCUUUCGGCUGUCAUGGAUCUCGUGGAAGACAUGUUGAGACACUUGGGCAACAAAUUGGCUGAAUCUAGAGUCGUCAGCGAGCUUUCCUUUCGCACGCCUGGAGGACUAGCAGACAUGGCCCCGGUGGACCAAGUCGAACGUCGUUGGAGUGGCCUCACGCGGGAAGCAUGGCCACGCAUUACCUAUUCCGAAGCGAUCGACAUACUGGACAAUGCGGAUGAGUCUUUCGCCCAUAAACCGCAAUGGGGCAAGGACUUACAUACCGAGCAUGAGCGCUACAUCGCAUCCAGGGUCAGCAAUGGAGACACUCCUGUCUUCGUUACUAAUUACCCUCGAGACAUCAAAGCUUUCUAUAUGAAGCCCAAUACCGAAGAAAGUCUCGGCAGGUCGACACCAGGCGAGACGGUAGAGUGCUUCGAUCUUCUGGUUCCCGACUUUUGCGAGAUUGCUGGCGGGUCCAUGCGUGAGCAUCGUCUCGGCCCUUUGCUCGCAUCGAUGAAACGGCAUGGCCUGGAGACUUCGUUUGAAGAAGUUACCGCCGCGGAUGGGUCUGCGCAAUCACCCGGCAAUAAUCUGGAUUGGUAUCUGAAUCUACGCCGUUGGGGCUGCCCUCCACACGGUGGCUUUGGCCUCGGCUUUGACCGACUCAUCUGCUAUCUCUCUGGGGUCCAGACGAUCCGCGACACAACUGUUUUUCCCCGUUGGUACGGGCGGUGCGAUGGCUAG
Messenger RNA from Pseudomassariella vexata, 1554 nucleotides. Its product is annotated as asparaginyl-tRNA synthetase-like protein. Bases 1 to 1554 code for a protein of 517 amino acids. Gene Ontology annotation, cellular component: mitochondrion. The record is from RefSeq and is a predicted model, not a curated record. Gene Ontology annotation, molecular function: nucleic acid binding; ATP binding; asparagine-tRNA ligase activity. The transcript has 3 exons. NCBI's taxonomy places the organism in Eukaryota, Fungi, Ascomycota, Sordariomycetes, Amphisphaeriales, Pseudomassariaceae. Gene Ontology annotation, biological process: asparaginyl-tRNA aminoacylation.